AUGUUCACUCUAAAAGUCCAUGCUGACGUGGACGCAAACUCCCAGACCAGUACCGCUGCUGCCGUCACCUCUUACAGCGACGCGGUUCGUCGUGCUACUAACGGGGCCUCGCUUAACGCUGCUAGUAGCACCUCGCCGGCGUCAGAUGCGGAGAAGCUGACACGUGGCCAACGGCCAGGGGAACUCGAAGGUGAAAUCCGCGAAGCUGAGGACCGCGGGGCGGGUGACAACGCGCGAAGUGACAAUAACGAGAGCAUCCCGUUCUCGUCCGGCAAUCCCAAGGUGGAAUCGACACGCGGCGUGAUUCACCUCUACCGCAACACCGCGGAAAGCCCCGGCUCGCUGCAGAACCUGCCGGUAGGAGCUGUUGGGCGCCCACUUGUGCUGUUUGCGAUUUCCCAUGCCUCCUCUUCUCUCCCAUCCACGCCACGGCGCCACGCCAUGCGCCCUCGCUCACCAGCCCGACAGGGGCGUGGAGCCGUGCGGGCGGGCAGUGCCCACCCCGACAGGGGAGUGGAGCUGUGUGUGCUGGCGGUGCCCACGUACAUGACAGGCGCCGACUUCUGCCAGUUCACUGGCGCACUGCUGGGGGCUAUCGAGAGCAUGCGCAUCGUCAGGAACGACAGCCUAUCAGAGCGCUACAUGGUGCUCAUGCGAAUGAAGUCCCAAGAGGCGGCGGAUGGCUUUUUCCGGCAGUUCAACAACAAACCAUUUUCCUCCAUGGAGAGCGAGUUGUGUCGGGUGCUGUUCACGAAGCAGGUGCUGGUGACGGGGUCGCAGGAGGAUGCAGCCACGCCCCCCGCGGGCCUCACAGAGCUGCCCUCCUGCCCCGUGUGCCUCGAGCGCUUGGAUCGGCACAUCAGUGGCAUCCUCACCACCGUGUGCAACCACUCCUUCCACUCCUCCUGCAUCUCCAAAUGGACCGACUCCUCCUGCCCUGUGUGUCGCUACUGCCAGCAGCCGUCAGACAAGUCGCAGUGUGCUGUGUGCGGUUCACACGACAGCCUCUGGAUUUGCCUCAUCUGCGGCUUCGUGGGGUGCGGCCGAUAUCAAGGGGGCCAUGCGGAGUCGCACUUCCGCACGUCGCAGCACUGCUACUCGCUGGAGGUGGCGUCGCAGCGCGUGUGGGACUAUGUGGGCGACGCCUUCGUGCACCGCCUCGUGCUCUCCAAGACCGACGGCAAACUCGUUGAGCUCCCCGCGCCUGGGGACCUGGGCGGAGGGGGACGCGGCGGAGGGGCAGGGGGAGGUGGAGGCGGAGGGGGAGGAGGUGGGGGAGAUGGGGGAGAUGGGCGUGUGGGAGGGGAGGGCGGGACCGGUGGUGCUAGAGAGGGGAGUGAUGGAGGGGGGAAGGAGAAAGGGGGGAGUGGGGGAGUGGGGAGUGCGGGGGGAAGGGGACGGGGGGAGGGAGGGGAGUGUGAAGUGGGGCCCGGAGGCAGCUGCAGCAACCAGCACCAUCGCCACGGGGGGGAUGAGGAGUUUGCCCAGGCCGUGAUGAACAGCAAGCUCGAAUCGGUGGCCUAUGAGUACACGCACCUGCUCACCACGCAGUUGGACUCACAACGACUGUACUUUGAGGGGCUGUUAGCAGCAGCCAAGGCCGAGAGGGACGAGGCGGUGGCAGCAGCAGAGGCGGCGAGGGAGAGUGUGAAGGUGCAGAAGCUGCAGUCCCGGCUGGAGCGCGCCGAGCAGGAGAAGGAGUUUCUGAGGCAGGUGAACGACUCGCUAAUUAAGAACCAGAAGCAGUGGCAGGAGAAGUUCAAGCAGCAGGAGGAGAGGGAGAAGGCGGCAGUGGCUGCACGGGACGAGAAGAUCAAAGACCUGGAGGAGCAGGUGCGGGAUCUGAUGGUGUUCAUAGAGGCGCAGAAGAUCGUGGAGCGAGAGGGAGGAGCAGGAACAGCAGAGGGCAUCAGGGAGGGCACUGUGCUGGCUGUGGGGGGUGCGCCUGCUGCCGGGGAGAGAGGGGCAGGCAAGGCGCGGGGGCGGCACGGGAAGAGAAGAUGA
This is a messenger RNA of Closterium sp. Naga37s-1, 2004 nucleotides long. Lineage: Eukaryota; Viridiplantae; Streptophyta; Zygnematophyceae; Desmidiales; Closteriaceae. The record is from the annotation of a GenBank genome assembly.